Molecule: messenger RNA, 2855 nt
Organism: Planococcus citri (citrus mealybug)
Lineage: Eukaryota; Metazoa; Arthropoda; Insecta; Hemiptera; Pseudococcidae
Gene: P5CDh1
Product: delta-1-Pyrroline-5-carboxylate dehydrogenase 1
Exons: 13
Coding region: 259-1968 (569 amino acids)
Cellular component (GO): mitochondrial matrix
Molecular function (GO): L-glutamate gamma-semialdehyde dehydrogenase (NAD+) activity
Source: RefSeq, a predicted model, not a curated record
GGUCUCUGGCGAUGACGUCAUUUGUUAUUGAAUGAUCGUGUGUUUACGAUGGAAAAUUAUUAUUAGCGAAGUUUGUUAAAAAUCUUGAUUGAUUUUUCUAAUCCCUUUAUUCCUUUUCCAAAUUUGUAGUGCGGUUACCCCCCUUAGUUUGAGCACCUUCCUCUUUAGCGUCCAAAUUCCAUAACCGUUCCAGCCCGAACUCAACGGUCUACGUCUACGAAUGCUUUGAACUUGAAGGAUAUCAAGUUUAGGUAAUUAAUGAUAGCGAAAAAAAUGUUUCGACUUCAAAUCAUUCCAACCGGUAACGUACAAAGAAUAUAUCAACGAUAUGCUAGCUCGGUCGUAUCGAGGGCUUCCCCUUCGGAUUAUUUCACCGUCAAAAACGAACCUAUAUUGGAUUACUCAGAUCCGUCGACAGCCGAUGAACAAAAUAGAUUGAAGAGUGCGUUAAAACAUGUGUACGAAAAUGUCGAAGAAGUACCUAUUGUCAUUGGUAACGAGAAGUUCACCACUUCUGAUGUCAGAUAUCAAACGAUGCCUCACGAUCAUCAGAAGAAAAUCGCCAAGUUUUAUUACGCUACUCCGGAUUUGGUGAAAAAAGCAAUCGACGUUGCGACCAAAGCGCAAUUAGAAUGGGACCGGGUACCUUUACGCGAGAAAGUCUCGAUAUGGAGAAAAGCAGCCGAUCUGAUGGCUACGAAAUAUCGAUCAGCUUUGAACGCGACGACGAUGGCAGGCCAAAGUAAAACCGUCAUUCAGGCGGAAAUCGACGCAGCUUGCGAACUGAUUGAUUUCGUCAGGUUCAACGCUUUCUUCGCGACUGAACUAACGAAAUACCAGCCUAUCAGCGAAGAACCCCAAGUUACCUUGAAUUCGUUGCGAUAUCGUGGUCUAGACGGAUUCGUAGCUGCCGUAUCUCCAUUCAACUUCACUGCCAUCGGAGGCAACUUAUCGUACACUCCUGCCUUAAUGGGAUGCGCAGUGCUAUGGAAACCAUCAGACACUGCGUUACUUUCUAAUUGGACUAUAUUCAAAGUGAUGACUGAAGCAGGAGUACCUGCCGGUGUUGUGAAUUUUGUACCCGCCGAUGGUCCCGUAUUCGGUGAUACGAUUACCGCCUCGCCCUAUUUAGCCGGUAUUAAUUUCACCGGAUCUGUCCCAACUUUCAAUAGAUUAUGGACUCAAGUCGGCCAAAAUAUCAACAAUUAUCGCAACUUUCCUCGUCUGAUAGGCGAAUGCGGUGGCAAAAAUUACCAUUUCGUGCAUCCUUCGGCCGAUGUUGACUCGGUGAUCAAUGGAACUAUACGAUCUGCCUUCGAAUACUGCGGUCAAAAGUGCUCAGCUUGUUCGAGAAUAUAUGUUCCAGAAUCGUUAUGGCCCAAGAUCAAAGAGGGCUUAUUACAAGUCAGAAGCACACUGAAAACCGGCGACGUUUCCGAUUUCUCCUCCUUCACCUCGGCUGUCAUUGAUAAGAAAGCUUUCGAUCGGAUAAAAAGCUACAUCGAGUACGCCAAGCAGUCUCCCGAACUUGAAAUCAUUGGCGGAGGAACUUACGACGAUAAAGUCGGCUACUACGUUCAACCGACGAUCAUUCAAACGAAAAAUCCAACCAAUAAGAUCAUGUUCGAGGAAAUCUUCGGACCUGUGUUGACCGUUUACGUGUACAAAGAUAACGACGUCGAGAAUACGCUGAAAUUAAUCGAAACUACUACUCCUUACGCGUUAACCGGAUCUGUAUUCGCUCAAAACGAACAAUUCCUCAAAGAGUCCCUAGAUAAACUGAAGUACACCGCUGGUAAUUUCUACGUAAAUGACAAAAGCACCGGAUCUGUCGUCGGUCAGCAACCAUUCGGUGGAAGCCGUAUGUCUGGUACUAACGAUAAAGCAGGCGGUCCUCAUUACGUAUUGAAAUGGACAUCACCUCAAUCCAUCAAAGAAACAUUCGUUCCCUUACCCACUGUCAAGUAAUCUGCCACCAGUAUCAAAUACCUACCUUCGUAGAUAAACAACGAAAUAUUUAAACAAACAAAAAAAAAUAGUUUUUAUUCCAAAGCUGUAGUCCAUAGGAUGCUUUUUUCGCUUCGGUGUUUUAAAAAAAAUUUUAAACGUUUUUUAAACCAAAAACCAAAAAAAAAAAAUUAAAAAAUUGGUAUCUCAGGAAAAAUGGACAUUAAAAUAUUAUGAGAUUAUUUGUGGUUGACUAUUUUUACUUUUUUGUUUUUCUCUUUAUUUUUUUUUCCUUUCCUUUUUCGUAUAAUUAUACGACAGUAUUAAAAAAUGUAUAUAUAAAUAAUGUGGUGUGCAAUGAUACUUUAAAAAAAGAAAACAAAAAACACAAACAAAGGGAAUUUCUCAGUCAAUAUUUAUAAUUUAUUAUAAUGUACAAAGUGUUGAUUAUUUUUAAUAUUAUGUAAUUGGAAAAUUCGUUAUUAUGUUGUUUUUCCAUGUGAUCGAAAACUGUCGAUCGAUAAGUAAUUACGACAAUAUUAUUGGUUACUGCAUUUUUUGUGUGCUUAAAAAAGCUUUUUGCAUUCAUCUCGAAUAAUUGUAAUCGUUUUUCAUAUUCGCGUGAAUUUCUCGUUAGUAUUGUAUAAGCGUAUGUGUACUUCUCAGAGCACCGUGUAUUUUCAGGUAAUAUUUCUUUAGUGUUGGAUUGUUUGGUUAGUAUAGAUAGAGAACGAGUGUAUCAUACAUAUCGAAAGUUUCGCUUAUGUUGUGUCAAUGUAGUCUGGUGUUUUUUUUCUCUCCAUGUUGCAGGAAACGAAACGUAGAAAUUGCUUGAAAUUUCACCGUGUAAUUUUUACAAUGUUCGUCGUCUAUGUUUUUCUGUUGAUAAUAAAGAAAUUUGCCAGUGA